AAGCAAGUGGCUUUGUACCCGAUUCAUGGUCUGGGUGGAAAAUUAAUGUUUUGUCUCGAGAAGAAUGGCGUCUCAAUAUUUGCCUGAAUGCGGAAAUGUAGAGAAAUUACUUGAGCUGUUUACAUUUUCCUAUGGAUAUUUAUCGAUAGGGCUCUUCAUUCUUGCGUGAAGUGUCCUUUAUUCCACCUUGUUUGGUCGCACUGGAGUUGAAGUAACCUGAACCCCGUAUUCGCCUUUUUCGCGAUUUAUUUAUUUGACGUAGUUCUGAAUGAGCCUGGCAGGUCGAUUGCUAUUCGAGACUACGCAAAAUUAGUCGUGCUAAUUAUGUGUGUCCCUUCUAAGCGACAGGUUUGACUCGGCAUGCCAUUUUUAUGCCGAUGAAGUGAAGACAGGAGACAUGAGUGGCUCCCCUGGCAAGGGUCAAAUCCUGAUCCACGUGGGAGCAGAACGGCGUCCAUUGUCGCUAAACGGGGAUCAGACAUUCAUCGCUGAAGAUUUGUGUAAUUACGUCGGGAAAUUGGUAGGAACAACGCCGAGAUGUCGGCUGUUGUAUGGACUGAAAGAAAUGAAGCCCAACGGGGAAACCGUGUGGUUGCCUCCGAAUCGUCGCAUCAUUUGCGAACCCGGAAUGCCGCCAGUCGAGCUCAAGUUCCUCGUGAGGUUCCGAGCCCCCGUGGAAAGAUUGGAUCCGAAAACCAUAGACAUUUUCAUCGGACAAAUCCGAGAAUACACGUUGACGGAAGAAACGAGUGGAGCUGCGGAAAAGGAUGUGUUGGGGUUGUCAGUGCUCGACAUGUACCGCGAAAUGAUGGAAAGCAACGUGCCGUAUAGCACGAUUAUGAGUGAUUACGGGAAAUUCGUUCCGAGUCGCAUCCGAAGGAAGCAUUUGCAUUACACUAAGAGAGCUAUUGGCGAGAAGCUCAAGGCUGUGAUGGAGCGGAAAGAGAGUGUUGAUGGAGUUAAGAAGACUCACGUCAAAUCUGCAUUGGAAUACUUCCCAAAGUUCAUGUCGGAAGAGUAUGCAGCGGAAGUGGAAGAGGCCGGAAAGAAAACGGCCUGCAUUGUUCACGUGAACCCGUACGACCCGUUGUUUCCUGGGCUCUCGCAUGGCCCCAAAAGCAAACAUGACAAGCGCAAGUGGGUUUGCAAAAUAGAGGAUCUCAUCUACGUGUGUCUUCGGGAGCUGGUUGCCGAUGGGAAGCCGCGAUUGCUGGUUGAAGUGACGAGAAAAGACGGACCUCCAGUGAAUUUUCAUUUCAAUUCUCGUGAUCACGCUGAAGCCUUUGUGAGUGCCUUGCAUGGUUACUACCGUUUGCUGGAGAAGUGGUUCUUCAAUCUUUCCCAAGAAGUGCCGUCUCCUUCGCUCGUUCGUUUGCGGAGGGACAAGGCCCAUGGACCCGUGGGUCCUUCCUUCUCACUUGCCAAACUGAAAGAGAAGAAGGAAUGGUCGGAAGGUUCCUAUCUUCUGCGAGAAUCUGCAACGGAAUACGAUACAUUUCAUCUUGACGUGUGCACUGUAGAAGGCCGACAGCCGCAGACUUUCAAGAUUGUGAAAGUGGAUAGCAAGUAUCAGCUGAAGGGACACGACCAAGACGGAGUUCAGUUUUUCGACAUCAAGGAGUUGAUCAUGCAUUACUCGUCCAAAGAACUUCAGGACGCCCCGUUUGUUUUGAGUGAUGUUGUUCCUCCAUCUGAAUAUGAUCGAUGCGACGAUCUGCUGUUGUGUCGAGGCCAGACAGGAAGUGCACCUCAAACGAAUGGGUCUGCGCCGGAUCACCUUGCACCUGUAGCUGAUGUUUCGAAUGCGGAAACACAACCGCUGAUUAUCCCCGUCUCUGCGCUGAUUAGCUUCGGCGUGGAUCCGUCGGUGAGGCGAGGAAGGUUCUGUAUGAUCAGGAAAGCCAAGUGGUAUCAUCCAGUUCGAAAAAAUUUGGUGGACGUUGCUGUGAAAUAUUUGACGCAGGACGUUUCACUAGCCGAUAUGAAGGCAUUUUUGAACAUGUGCAGUGUCGUGUUGACGUGGAAGCACGUGUCCUUGCUUCCAUUCCACGGGGUUGUGUUGUCUGAUCCGUGCUCGUUGAUUGGCGAGUGGGCACCACUCGGUUCCUUCGACGUUUACUUGAGAAGCAACAAGACGAAGCUGAAGCAGGUGGAACUUUCCGAAGCGGCAACUGCGAUUGUGAAGGCAAUCAAUGAACUGCAUGAUAUGAACAUAGUUCAUGGGAAGAUACGUUGCAGAAACAUCCUGGUGUUUGCGCACACCGACAGACAGCUGCAGGUCAAGCUAGCAGACCCAGGAUUGACUGUUGUCGACAAGAUCGAGUAUCCGUGGAUUGCCCCCGAAUGCAUGAGAGACGUCCGUAAAAUCUGGCGGUCGAAAUCUGCCGACGUGUGGGCCUUUGGUACGACGCUGUGGGAGAUAUAUUCUUUUGGCAAGAAUCCGAGUGAUUUUCAUCGCGGACGGCCGGAAGAUUUUGCGGUGACUUCGCUCCCGACCCCGGAAGGAUGUUCCGUUGUCAUCUGUAAAACUAUUGAGAGGUGUUGGGAUCUGGACCCAUUUGCCAGAGGAGUUCCACAGGAUCAUCUGCGUUCUCUGUUUCAAGGUCAAUACGGUGUCGUUUACAAAGGAACUUUGAAUUCUCCGGGAGGCUUCAAGCAAGAGGAAGUUGCUGUGAAACGUUUGCAUUCCAUGUGUGGCAUCGAAAAGAUUCGUUCGGAGUUUAUGAAAGAAAUUGCCAUCACGAGGGAAUCGCGUCAUCGAAACAUUGUGGAGGUGAAAGGCAUUAUUGAGGACCCACUUUCUUUGGUUUUGGAGUACAUCCCUCACGGGUCCCUGGUUCAGUACGAAACGGAGCAUAGAUCCGAUCUCACGGAAGAGCAGUUGCUGCAAUUUUCGCUGAAUAUCGCUGAGGGAAUGGAAUUCUUGGCACGCAACAAGAUUGUUCAUCGGGAUUUGGCCGCACGAAACGUUUUGGUUGCACAACACGAUUUGGUGAAGAUCUCCGACUUCGGUUUAGCCAGAAGGAUAAACUCUGAUGGAGACAGAGCGAAUUCCGCCGACGGAGACUAUUAUAUCCUCCAGGAUCUGACUCGGAAACUUCCUGCUCCUUGGCAGUCGUUGGAGAACUUGAAGGACCAACGAUUCUCGACCCGCUCGGACGUGUGGUCCUUCGGUGUGACCCUGUGUGAGAUGUACUCUGGCUGCCAGAUGAACGUGUCCCUGGUGCAGCCGUCGAACGAUCCCGAGAUGGUCAUCGAAAUGAUCAAGGCUUUGGAGUCUGGGAAACGGGUUCCAUGUCCUCAAUCGCCCAACGCGCGCAUUUCCGCGGAACUAGUGCGUGUAGUCUAUGAGAACGUGGCGUUGCGAUGCUGGCAACUGAAUCCGCACGACCGCCCCUCGUUUCCCUCGCUGGCGGCGCUCUUUAGGGACUACAUAAUUAAGUGGAAGGACACGGGGCGGGUUGCGUGAAAACCACUGGUGUUUGGUUUUGUCUUUUGUUUUUGUCUCUCGAGUCGAUCUAGAGUUUUUAUAAUUGACAGUCGAACCCUCGAGAAUCCGUCGCCAUUUAUUUUGUGAGGUUCGUGGCGGUGUAAAAAAGGGUUGGUGGUUCAUUUAAAAAAAGCUUAAAUACCGUAUUUUCUCAAAAGAACGCCUGGUCACCAACAAUAGAUGCCAGUCUCUUUGAUAGAGACUGGCAUGGGUGUCAGAAAAGCUUGAAGCAUUAAGUGAUAGCCAGUCUCUAAUGCAUGUGGUACCUUGCAAUUUGACAUCCUGCAAUUUGUCAGUCAAAUUUUCUGCGGAGUCUACUUGAAAUUCGACCUCUGCCCUGCAAUGUGACCGAAAGAGAGACGUGAAACAUCAAAUUUGAUGCAGAAAACAUAGCAUUAGAUGGAGUCCUGCAAUUCAGCCACUUCACAAUUUGACCCUAGCCCAGUUCCAGAUUUGGGUCAAAUUGUGGGGUACCAACUGUAGUAGCCAGGUCAAAAAAGGGAGGGGAGAGGUUGUUUGAAAAACCACAAACAAUUAUUGUAAUACAAAAAAUCAGUGAAGCCCGUGUAUGAGAUGCUGAAGAAGGAAACCCUUUCCCAUUAUCAAUUUGUCAUGCAUUCCUGUCUCAUUUUCCAAGAAAAAGUUGCAAUUGAAGGGCUUGUAACAUUUGUCACCUGG
This is a messenger RNA of Notodromas monacha, 4168 nucleotides long. The record is from the annotation of a GenBank genome assembly. Lineage: Eukaryota; Metazoa; Arthropoda; Ostracoda; Podocopida; Cyprididae.